Messenger RNA from Fusarium keratoplasticum, 1041 nucleotides. RefSeq lists its product as uncharacterized. Lineage: Eukaryota; Fungi; Ascomycota; Sordariomycetes; Hypocreales; Nectriaceae. Gene Ontology annotation, molecular function: hydrolase activity. The coding region runs from base 1 to 1041 and encodes 346 amino acids. The transcript is spliced from 2 exons. The record is from RefSeq and is a predicted model, not a curated record.
AUGGCCGACGACCAGCUCAUCCUCCCCAUCAUCGACUCCCACAUCCACCUCUAUCCCGCCUCCGAGGUCGACUCCCUCGCCUGGUGCACCCCAGAGAACCCCCUCAACGGCCAGCGCUCGGUCGACGAGUACCGCGAAGCCACCGCCUCGGCCCCAUCCCUGCUCGGGUUCAUCUUUGUCGAGACGGACCGCAAGAAUGACCUCGAAUCAGGCGCCGCCGACGGCUCCGGCUGGGAAGGUCCCCUGGCUGAGGUCUCUUGGAUCAAGCGCGUCGCUCUGGGUCAGCCGCGCGACGGGGAGGGUCACUCGACCGACGAUGCGAAGCUUUGCCUAGGUAUCGUGCCAUGGGCGCCCCUGCCGAGCGGUGUCGAGGUCAUGGAGCGUUACCUCGAUCGCGUCAAGGAGGAAGCGGGUGAUGCGUGGCCCAAGGUGAAGGGUUUCCGAUACUUGGUACAGGACAAGCCGCACGGCACCAUGCUGGAGGAGAACUUUAUCGAGAGCGUCAAGCUGCUGGGCCGUCGCGGGUUCGUCUUUGAUGUUGGUGUUGACCAGCACCGUCGGGGCAAGAAGCAGCUGGAGGAGCUCGUUGAGUUUGUCGACCGUGUCCACGAUGGUGUCCCAGAGGAGGAAAAGGUUACACUGGUGCUAAACCACCUCUGCAAGCCCGAUUUCACCGUCUACAACAUCACCUCGGACCCGUCCUUCCACGCCUGGCGCACCGCCAUGUACACCCUCAGCAAGGAUCCCCAGACCUACAUCAAGCUCUCGGGCGGCUUCUCCGAGAUGCCCGACUCGCUCAAGAACCAGGACCCCAACCACAUCUUCGAGUCCACCCUCGGCUGGCUGGGCAUCGUCCUCGCCACCUUUGGCCCCAGCCGCAUCAUGUUUGGCAGCGACUGGCCCGUGUGCACCAUCGGCACCGAGGAUGCCUGGCCGCGCUGGCGAAGCGUCGUGGAGCGCAUGUGCUGGAUGGCCACGUUGGGUGAUGAGGAGCGUGCCAUGAUCUUUGGUGGAACGGCCAAGAAGGCCUACAACCUGUGA